Scatophagus argus is the source of this 1209-nucleotide messenger RNA. RefSeq names its product neuroguidin, EIF4E binding protein (gene ngdn). Bases 118 to 1053 code for a protein of 311 amino acids. Gene Ontology annotation, biological process: maturation of SSU-rRNA from tricistronic rRNA transcript (SSU-rRNA, 5.8S rRNA, LSU-rRNA). The transcript has 11 exons. Gene Ontology annotation, cellular component: small-subunit processome; nucleolus. The record is from RefSeq and is a predicted model, not a curated record. NCBI's taxonomy places the organism in Eukaryota, Metazoa, Chordata, Actinopteri, Scatophagidae.
CACUCUCUUCAUUGCAGCGCUACAUAAUGAGCUCCAGUGCAGAACGCUGGAAAGUAACCAGCAGUCAAACCAAGCGUUCUGUCCUCCUGCGGCUUCCGUAGGUUACACUGAAACAAAAUGGCUGCCCCUGUUGACAACGAUUUAAUUGAAGGUGAUUUGCCCACAGCUGUCCAGCUGCUGAAUAGUCUCACAGAGCAGGUGGCCUCAGUUACGAGUCACGUCCGCGAGCUUCUAACGAAGGUCAAAGAUGGAGCGUUUAAGACAUCAAAGGGUUUGUCUUUCCUGGACCUUCGGUAUCACCUGCUGCUCUUCUACCUUCAGGAUCUUACUCACCUGAUCAGCAUCAAAACCGAAGGAGGCAAAAUAAAAGACAGUGAAGCCUUGAACAGAGUGGUCACAGUCAGAACGAUCCUGGAGAAGAUGCGACCACUAGAUCACAAACUGAAGUACCAGAUAGAUAAGCUGGUGCGCACAGCUGUCACUGGCAGUUUAGCUGAAAACGACCCGCUGCAGCUGCGUCCCAAUCCUGAGAAUCUCAUCAGCAAACUGAGUGAGUCUGAGGAGUCUGAAGGAGAAGCUGAGAAGAAAGCAGCUCCCUCUAGUGGCAAGAAAUAUGUCCCGCCAAAGAUCGCCGCAGUGCAUUAUGAUGGCGACCUGACAGAAGCGGACAGGAAGAAGGCUCAGGCCGAGCGCCAGCGGCGGGCUGCCCUCCGCAGCUCUGUGAUCCAGGAGCUGAGGCAGCAGUACAGCGACGCUCCAGAGGAGAUCAGAGACAGACGUGACUUCCAGAGCGAGCGGGAAGGCCGCGAGGAGCUGCACAGGAAAAAUUACGAGGAGUCGAUGAUGGUGCGUCUCAACGUGCCCAAACGUCAGAAGAAUGCCAAAAAGAGAGGCAUGAUGGCCAUGUCCGGCCAGCUGAGCGGCAUCACACACUUCAGUGACAUCACAGCGCUGACAGGCGGUGGCGGGCAGGAUGGGGAGUCUCGGCCCAAGAAAACAAAGAAACUCAUGAAGAAGAAAACCAAAAGAAGAGCUUUUAAGAAGCACAGAUAGACCUGAAACGUGAUGUCCACUGAUGGAAGACGACCAAAUGAAGAGGAUUUCUUCCAACAACAGUCACUGUUUCAAUUUGUACAUCAGUUUAGAGGAUUUUGAGUCACUUGGAAUAAAAUAAUUCCCCACGUCCUCUGCAGAGUGUAUGAACGUUUA